Eutrema salsugineum is the source of this 717-nucleotide messenger RNA. Its product is annotated as zinc finger protein 1. Gene Ontology annotation, biological process: negative regulation of abscisic acid-activated signaling pathway. The transcript has a single exon. The record is from RefSeq and is a predicted model, not a curated record. The coding region runs from base 1 to 717 and encodes 238 amino acids. NCBI's taxonomy places the organism in Eukaryota, Viridiplantae, Streptophyta, Magnoliopsida, Brassicales, Brassicaceae.
AUGGAACUCAACCUCGCUACGCCCACAUCAUGUUCCUCGAGCAGUAUCUCAUCCUCUUCGCAGGAGAUCGGGUUUUUAACCGGUAUCAAGGGGAAAAUGAAAGAGAAGAUUGCGGCUGAGCCAGCGACUGAGACUCCGAGGCUAGAGUUUCGCUUCUUGUUCAACAGCGACAACAUAAGAAACUCUGGUUUUGGAUCAGAUUUAGAUGAGGCAGAAGGGACGAAGGAGAAGGAGGCUAAAGCGAGGGUGUUUGCUUGCACCUUCUGCAAGAAAGAGUUCUCUACUUCUCAAGCCUUAGGAGGACAUCAGAACGCUCACAAGCAAGAGCGAUCAUUGGCCAAAAGACGUAAAGAGUUCGAAAUCAACUAUCCUGGUGAGUACUCCUUCUACAGUCAAUACGCACCAAGUGGUGUUUCCUACAACAGCAGCAGCUCCCAGUAUGAUCUUGGGGUUCGUUACAACCCCAACAUUGGUAAAUCUAAGGCCUACCCGUUCAACAUCUUCAGAUGUCGUUUAGGAUACAGAGGGCUUAACAUAAAUUCCCAUAUCCCUCUCCUGUCCCACCUCUCGUGCCAAAAGACCGACGAUUUGUCCAAAAAUUUGAUUUCAAACCUAGAAGGCAGCAUUCAUACGAAUAGCGAGCAAGGCGAGGAACAAGAUCUAUCGGACUCUCAUACUUGCAAGGAUUCUGAGAUAGACUUGUCUCUGAAGCUGUAG